This is a messenger RNA of Eupeodes corollae, 1642 nucleotides long. It is a transcript of the gene ppk6, whose product is annotated as sodium channel protein Nach. The coding region runs from base 76 to 1554 and encodes 492 amino acids. NCBI's taxonomy places the organism in Eukaryota, Metazoa, Arthropoda, Insecta, Diptera, Syrphidae. Gene Ontology annotation, molecular function: ligand-gated sodium channel activity. Gene Ontology annotation, cellular component: membrane. Gene Ontology annotation, biological process: sodium ion transmembrane transport. The transcript is spliced from 6 exons. The record is from RefSeq and is a predicted model, not a curated record.
AGUAGUUAUUUCGAAUCAUUCAAAUAAGGAUUUCCAUGUGAUCGAUUGUAGACAUUCAGCGUUUAGUAAGAAAAUAUGACAACUUCCCGCAAACUAAAUCACAGAGCAACUUUAAAGAAAGUAAAAAAUGUAAAGCAAUGCUCCUGGACACAAAAAUUGCGUCGAGCACUUCAUGAUACUUUCUUUGAGUACACCAAAGUGACCAGAGUGAAUGGUAUAUGGAUGCUAAGAGAAAAUCGCACUAAGGGUUUUAUGAGAUUUAUGUGGACUAACUUGCUGUUGGGACUUCUUUUCCUUGGGGCUUACUUGUCUUUUCAAUUGUGGCUGAAAUUCUAUUCAUAUCCUAUUUUGAAUACAAUUGGAACAGAUCUUUCAAUCACCGAUGUUGCGUUUCCAGGCAUAACUGUAUGCAGCCCUAAGGUUGUAAACUUCGAAAAAGUUCAACAAUACGUUAGAAAAUUAAUAAUUCCUGACGGUUUUGAAUACCAUGAUGUAUUGGAAGGAUUCGAUUUUAUUAACGCAUUUACCGAUCAAAAUUGGGUAUCUAACAAUGCUAGCUUUGAAGCAACAGACAGCGUCAUUGCUUUCAACAAUAUAACCAUUUAUGAAGCUGCCUUGGAAGUGAGUGCCGGAUGUGAAGAUUUCUUUCAACAUUGCUUUUGGGGAGGAAAAGAGUUUCCAUGCAAACAAGAACAUGACUAUCUCUCUUUUGUCCCGUCAACUUCUUACCUUGGACCAUGUUGUUCAUUUAACUACAAUCCAAGAAAUGAGUCCUAUGUCCCUUUUGCAGCGAACAUUUUCGGUAUGGAUGGUGGAUUGAGUUUUAUCGGAAAAGAAGGCUCCGAAACAAAUCUUUCAACUGGAUUAAUUGUUCUUGUUCAUCAUCCCAUGGACUAUACUACAGAAACUGCAGCUUCAGUUACCAUAACUUCGAAGUUUGAGUCGUUUGUUGAAAUCAUGCCAACAUAUCAAAGUUCUUCGCUUGAAGUAUUGGAAUUGGCCAAAACAAAACGAGAUUGUCUCACAUCGUCUGAUGUAUCGCUUAAAACCUAUCGGCAAGCUGCAUGUUUAGUCGCGUGUCAGGUUGAAGAGAUUUUCAGAACAUGCGGAUGUCAUCCAUAUCAUUUACCAACUGUCAAUAAUGAAGUUAAUAAUGAAUGCAAGCUUAAAGAUGCUGCCUGCUUUUCAGCCAAUUUUGAUAAUUUUAAGAGCCUCAAAUGCGAGCAUUGCCUUCCAAAUUGUUUUGAUGUCACUUAUAAGACGCUCUCUUACAACACCGACCUUAGGCAGCACAAUUUUUCUAUUAGCAGUCUCUACCGUAAUGAUGAAGUAAGUGAAGGAAGUUUUAUCGGGCGGGUCUAUAUGGCUAAACAAGCUGUACCAUCUGUUCGUAAGGUUACUGUGAUGUCAUGGAUAAGUCUGCUAUCUGAUUUAGGCGGUGUCUUUAAUCUUUGCCUUGGCCUUAGCAUUAUUUCGCUUGUGGAAUUUAUUUAUUUUUUUACUUAUGUUUUCUAUAAAAACUUUAAGCUUCAUGGAGUUCUAAUGAAAAACUAAAAAAAGAACAACAUAGUUUUGAAAAAAAAAUCAACUUUAAUAUGUAAUUAUUUCUAAAGCACAAGUAAUAAUUUUCUACUCAAACAUC